Molecule: messenger RNA, 4644 nt
Organism: Sinocyclocheilus rhinocerous
Lineage: Eukaryota; Metazoa; Chordata; Actinopteri; Cypriniformes; Cyprinidae
Product: proteasome-associated protein ECM29 homolog
Exons: 33
Coding region: 1-3816 (1271 amino acids)
Biological process (GO): ERAD pathway
Cellular component (GO): nucleus; cytoplasm
Molecular function (GO): molecular adaptor activity
Source: RefSeq, a predicted model, not a curated record
AUGGUCGCAGUCUGGAGCCCUGUAUCUGAUGUCAACAAACAUGUUUAUGGGUUAUCUGUGUUCUUCAAGCCAUCUCAGAUAGUUCUUUAUCUGAGAAUGUGUUUAGUUUAUAGUGCUGGUGCCACAUCCACAUCUCAGAGCCUGAUGGACAUGCAGGAUGAUGCUCCUCUUAUCGGAUGCUAUGUUCAAUCAUUACUGUCCAAUGAAGCUUCUCCUUACUCAGCCACUAAAGGAGGAGAGGCCAAUCCAGUUCACAUAUACAUGGACUUACUGCAACAGCUGCUGUCAGCUGUAGGGGGUAUCCCAGUGAUGUACUGUCUUUUGGAAGUGGUCUCUGUGUGUCCAGAGAAACUUACCCCCAACUUUGUUGACAAAAUCGACUGGAUUAAAGGUCUCAUGAACACUAAUAAAGAAGACAUGCGUGAAUUGGCAGCACAACUGUACGCUGUAGUUGUUUCUACUAUGUCUGGAAAUGAGCUUAGAACUGCUGUACAAAACCUGAUUAAGACAACUAAAGACACACAUAGUCCUGAGACUCAGCAUGGUGCCAUCUUGGCUCUGGGCUACAUGGUGGGCAGAUACAUGAAUAAGAGGCGGAGCCUAAUGCCUACUGAACCCACUCCCAAAGAAAAUGAGGAACUAAUUGCCAUAGCCACAAAAGCCAUCGGUUCAUUUUUGGAUAGCGAGUCUCCUCUGUUGACUGUUGCUGCUGUGACAGCAUUGGGAGAGAUUGGGCGUAACAGCGUGUUGCUGAUACCAGCUGAUGGAAAUGGCUUCACUAAACUCAGUCUAGUGGAUAAUCUGCUUGCUAGGAUCCCAUCUGGAAAAGAGACUGGCAAGAUGAAAGAACGUGCCAUCCAGACUCUUGGGUUUCUGCCGGUGGGAGAUGGUGAAUUCCCACACCAGAAGAAAAUCCUGCAGGGCCUCAUGGAUUCAGUAGAGGCCAAGCAGGUGGAGCUACAGUUUACAGUAGGAGAGGCUUUAACCAAUGCUGCUAUAGGAAGCUGCUCUGGAGCUGCCCGAGAUGUGUGGACUUGCACAGAAGACCAAUACUGCCCGCCUGACAAUGUGAAGAAUAAUGAUAUUGUGCCCUGGGUUUUGAACUCCGUCUUGUCAAAAUAUAUAUCAAGUCCAAACCCUCAUGUUCGGCAGGCUGCCUGCAUAUGGCUCUUGUCUCUAGUCAAGAAACUCAGCCAUCACAAAGAAAUACAGUCUCAUCUGAAGGAGAUACAGACAGCCUUUAUUUCUAUCUUGUCUGAUCCAGAUGAACUCAGCCAAGAUGUGGCAUCUAAAGGACUCGGGAUGGUUUAUGAGCUCGGAGGAGAACAGGAUCAACAGGAAUUGGUAUCAACCCUUGUGGAAACUCUCAUGACUGGUAAAAGAGCCAAACAUACCGUCUCAGAGGACACUGAAGUCUUCCGGGGGGAGUCCCUUGGUAAAGCACCUGAUGGACAAGGACUCUCAACCUAUAAGGAGCUCUGUGCAUUGGCUAGUGAUCUAAACCAACCGGAUCUUGUUUAUAAGUUCAUGAAUCUUGCCAAUCACCACGCCAUGUGGAAUUCCAGGAAGGGGGCAGCAUUUGGGUUUAACAUUAUUGCAGCUAAAGCAGGUGAGCAGCUGGCUCCUUUCCUGCCUCAGCUGGUUCCCCGCCUCUAUAGAUAUCAGUUUGAUCCCAACCUGGCCAUCAGGCAGGCCAUGACUAGCAUCUGGGAUGCUCUGGUCACGGAUAAAACCAUUGUGGAAAAAUAUUUUAAGGAAAUUCUUCAAGAUGUCAUUUCCAGCCUCACUAGUAACAUGUGGAGGGUGCGGGAGUCAAGCUGCUUGGCUUUGAACGAUCUGAUACGUGGAAGGCAGGCAGAUGAAAUCAUUGACCGCCUGUCAGAAAUCUGGGAGACUCUGUUUCGGGUGCUGGAUGAUAUAAAGGAGUCCGUUCGUAAGGCGGCAGAUCUGACUCUAAAGACUCUCAGUAAAGUGUGUGUGCGCAUGUGUGAAUCAACAGGUGUUACUGCUCAGAGGACAGUGGCUGUGUUGUUGCCAACUCUACUGGACAAAGGCAUCAUCAGCAACGUAACCGAAGUGCGGACUCUCAGUAUCCAAACUCUAGUGAAGAUCAGUAAGACAGCAGGCAGCCGUCUGAAGCCCCAUGCUCCUCGACUCAUCCCGGCUCUGCUGGAGGCCCUGAGCGUGCUGGAACCGCAGGUGCUCAACUACCUCAGUCUGAGAGCCACAGAGCAGGAGAAGAGUGCAAUGGAUGCCGCAAGGUUAAGUGCAGCCAAGUCCUCUCCUAUGAUGGAAACCAUUAACAUGUGUCUACAGCACUUGGAUGUAUCUGUCUUAGGCGAGCUUGUUCCAAAACUUUGUGAUCUACUAAAGAGUGGAAUCGGACUUGGAACAAAGGGAGGAUGUGCCAGUGUGAUUGUGUCAUUGACAGUGCAGUGCCCUCAAGAUCUCACACCAUAUUCAGGUAAACUCAUGAGUGCACUCCUAAAUGGGAUCAAUGACCGUAGUAGCGUCAUUCAGAAGUCGUUUGCCUUUGCCAUUGGACAUCUGGUCAGGACAGCCAAAGACGGCAGCGUUGAGAAGCUUCUGCAGAAACUGAAUACCUGGUACCUGGAAAAAGAGGAGGCACUAUACAGGUCCUCAUGUUGUCUGGUGGUUCAUGCCAUCAGUCACUACAGUCCUGAUGUGUUGAAGGCUCAUGCUGGAGUGGCUCUGCCGCUGGCAUUUCUGGCCAUGCAUCAGGAGCCCGAGGAAGAGAAGGGAGAGAGCGCCGAGGCCAACCUGUGGUCUGAGGUCUGGCAGGAACACGUACCUGGCAGCUUUGGUGGAAUCAGGUUGUACAUGACUGAGCUCAUAGCCAUUACUCAGAGGGCUCUGCAGUCUCAGUCCUGGAAGAUGAAGGCUCAGGGUGCCGCUGCCAUGGCAACUAUUGCUAAGCAACAAACGGGCUCACUGGUGGCACCUCACCUGGGCAUGGUGUUGAGUGCACUGCUACAGGGGCUUGCAGGACGCACCUGGGCAGGGAAGGAAGAGCUGUUGAAAGCUGUUGGAUCUGUAGUGUCUAAAUGCAGUGUGGAGCUACAGAAGCCUGCAGCAGGUCAGCCGACGUUGAGCGAGGUACUGGAUCUGGUGCUGAAGGAAUGUAAGAAGGAGAGUCUGGUUUAUAGAAUGGCGGCUUUACGCAGUGCAGCAGAUAUCUUGGAAUCGACUCAGGAGGAUCGUUUUCAGGAAAUCACCGACAUUGUGCUUCCUCUCAUUAAAAAGAAUCAGCCAGCAAGUGCCAGCUCCCCAAAACAUGAUGAUGAUGACGACGACGAUGAAGCUAAAGCUCGUGAAUUACAGACAGAAGUUCUGCUGUGUGCAUUUGAGACACUUGGAAAGACCUGGCCUAAAACCAUUCAGACACAGAAUCAGUUCCAGAAUGAGGUUUGUAGCCUAAUGUGUGAUAGACUGAAGUUGAGCACGUGGAGAGUGCAACUGGGAGUCCUGCGUGCAUUGAAGGUCUUCUAUCAGGGAUUGUUGCUGCUGGAUAAGGAUCAUCAGAACGCUGCUGUUCUGACUGAGAUGUUGUCUGAAACCUGCACUGCUCUGGCAACACCAUUAGAAAACAAAAGCUAUUCUUCAGUAAGAACAGACGCCUUGGCGGUAGUCGAACUUCUGUUGAAGAGGAUUGAAGAGAGCGAUCAGUGGGAGUGUCUCUCUGAGAGGAGUCGGCAGCAGCUUCAGCGUUCUUUAGCUACAAUGGAAACAGACAGCCGUCCAGACCUGAAGGACAAAGCCCAGACAAUGAGAAGAAAAAUACAAGCCCUGCCAUGAAUAACCUGCCCAAACACACACGCACACACUGUCCUGAGGGUUGAUUUGAGAAUCUCCACCGUAUGUUUCAGUAAUAAUCCUCACAGCCAUGUCACAUACACACAUAUUAUGCCAUUAUCUCUGCACUCAAAACAACUCAGUGUAGGCCAUAGACCUUUUUUUCCAUGUGUAAAUGCUUUUACCUGAUGCUAUAACUAAUGUGCAAAGACUACAUUUGGGUACAAGGAGCCUCAUCAUGUUUUGCUUAGACAUUUUCACCAACCAUUUUAACCUUGUUAAAGUCUCAGUAUGUGCAAGUGUGACUCCUUUCAUCUUGGUUUGGUUUUUUUGCUCAAGAUACUGGUAAUCAUGGAGAUUGUGAAGCAGAAGGCUUUCUGGAGUUACACACAUGAAACUACUUGUUUGGCAAGAGACUGAUCAGGGCCAGAACAGCCCUUGUACAUAUACACUAAAUUACAUUCUAUGUUAAAAAAAUUCACGAGUGAAGAUACUGAUUGAGAACUGUCCACAUAGUCAACCUUUUGCUUUCAUUCAUUCAGUGCUGUUAGAAAAGGAGGCAUCACAAAGUCAAGCAAAAGGGACAGGGAUCUGUCCAUACUUUGAAUAAAGUGGAAUGUUUUUAAAUGAGGAUUGGUGUAAAGGUAUUAAACAUGAAUUAAAGGGAAGUUUGUAACAUAAAUGGAAUUGAAACCUCAAAUCUGCGUUUGUCCAUGUUUGCAUGUGUGAAAAUAUAUUUUCUGUAAUGAAAUCUUUGUAAAGAGGCGUGUUAUACUGGGUCUCAUCUCACCGUUUGGGCCCUUAAAUGAAGAAUAAAGUAGUGCACAUUUU